AUGGAAUGUUUCAUGUGCGAGAGCGAGAUCCUUCCAACGCUGAACACAUUCAUUGUGUUAGACAUAGUAAUACAAAUGUUAAAAGGAUGUAAAGGUGGGAGCAGCAGAGCAGAAGGGGGGGAGAAAAAAAAGGCGCUCUACUUAACAAACAAAAUUAUGAUGGAAGCAUUCCCCCCCAAUUUUAACUUCAUCUUGGCCUUCUUAAAUGGGAAGGUUAAUCACAACACGGCGAAGAUCUCACAGGGGGAAGACCUACCCAACGUAGUGGAAGGGGGUACUCAACCAGAUGAACGAAAUGGAGAGAGAAACUUCGUUGAGCAUACCACCCAGUGGAAUAUCCACAAGGUGAAAGACAUUAAAAAGGGAACAGUCGAGAGAGUAACUUAUUUCGAAUCCCCAAUGAAGGAACAUCUGAGCGUGGAAAAAUUUAGACAGAUCCUAGAACGGAUACACAUAAAGUAUAUCGAAGGGGACGAAGGAGAAAACGACGAAAGGGAGAUGAGGCAUUUGCAGGAGAAGCGAUUGGGGGAGAAGACCCUGACUGAAACACUAUACAAUUUGAAUGAGAGGAAAGAAUACAACUGGGUUAUUGUUAAUUUGGCCUUCCUCUUCGUAAAGGAUAAAAAGAAAAUAAAUAUAUACGCCGAAAAUCUUUCUUUGCAUUAUUUGUAUGAGAAAACCAAGGAUACUUGUACUGAUAGUCUGAACACCACCAAGGAAAUCCUCUUCUCAUCUCAGAAUACAAAUAAUUUUCGAAAUAUUCCCACGGAGAGGGAGAUAUAUGAUGUGCCCUUCUUUAAUAACAUCCUCACUGUUCACUUCUGCUACUCCUUUUUGGUGAAUUUUUAUGAACACCUAAAUCACCAUCAGCUGGAAGAUACCAUAUGCAAUUCGGUCGAAUCACACAUGGGGAGAACCUAUAGGGAUACACAGUGUGAUAUGAAUAAGGGCGAAGUCCCCAGGGGUAGGAGUACUUACCGCCCGCGUGGAAGAACCCAUGACCGCAACACAGAAUCAACGGACAGGGUGCGUACAAGUGAUCAGUGCACUAUUGCAACGAUAUUGAAUUCCAACAAUUUGGAAAAGCAUUCCAUCAGUAGGAAACGAAAAUUGGAGGAGAUUGAAGGAGGAGAGUUACUCAGUGGUAGCCAUUCGGGUACACCCCUUGGUGACAGGGAGAGAAGUACCCCUGAGGAAGGAAGUACAACUGAUACCGCUCCGAAUGACGGUUCAGAAGGGGAACAGUACAUCCACCUGGAACACCCCCACGUGGAACACCCCCACGUGGACAAUCUAGACAAUCACCAACACCUGCAGAAUUUACCCUACCUACCCAACGAUGAUCUCAGCGGAGAACACAUUUCGAAGAACACCAAAGCUCAUGAAGAGGAUUUCCUCAACCCUCGGAAGAGAAAGAAAAAAAAAGGAAACAUAAAACAUCUAUACACCUUUGACGUAAUCCCAAAAUCUGAAAAGUAUAAAAAAAUUUACAUCAACAUGUUAUCUUUGUACUGCAAUUGCAUCUGUUUGAUCUCCUGA
Messenger RNA from Plasmodium knowlesi strain H, 1539 nucleotides. Its product is annotated as conserved Plasmodium protein, unknown function. NCBI's taxonomy places the organism in Eukaryota, Apicomplexa, Aconoidasida, Haemosporida, Plasmodiidae. The coding region runs from base 1 to 1539 and encodes 512 amino acids. The transcript has a single exon. The record is from RefSeq and is a predicted model, not a curated record.